GCAGGGAUCGAGCUUGAAUCGAAAUCUUACCUCUCGAGCUCUCUUGACUCUUCCCGGCCAGCCAGCGCGAGUUACCACCUGUUACCACUUGCCACGUCGCCCGUGGCUCUGCCGCCGCGUGGCCGCCCGCGUCGCACGUGUCGUCCCCGGCUCCCCGCAUAAAGCACGCAGCCAGCGCCUCCGUGCCUCCUGCCGAGAACUCCCCCAAACUACGUACAUUUGUCUGUCUCCAAUAUCCAAACCCAAUCCCAAAAGCUCGAUCAGUCCCAGGCAGCAGCCAUGGCUCCGAAGCGACGCGUUAAGAAGGUGGUGAGCUCCGUGGUGAGGAAGAAGACCACCAAGGUGGUGCAGGAGACCGUCCAGGUCUCCACCGCCAUUCUCCCCGACGACUCCGCCCAGCCGGAGCCGGAGGUCGUCGUCGACGUCUCCACCCCCGCCACCGUCGUCAAGCACGUGGAGGUCACCUCCGACGUCGGAGACGACCAAGCCACCGCCGCCGGCGCCACCGCCGUCAACAACAAGCCUCCACAGUCCAAAUCCCCAGACAAGCCUGCCGAUGACAAUCAGGCGACAGCGCCGGCUGUGCCGUCGCUGCAGAGCCAGGAGACGCAGACGCAGGACCCCAACGAGAAGAAGAAGACGCCGCAACAGGAGAUCGUCGUGGUGACUACCAAAGGGCCGCCGGGGCUGGAGCCGGAGGAGAAGACCAAGAAGCUGCAACCAGACGCGCCCGAGACGCCCAAGCAAGCAGGCGGCGCCGGGACCGGCGGCAAAGACGAGGCUGCGGCGCCGAAGAAGAAGAAGAAAAAGAAGAAGAAGAAGAGGAAGGCGAGAAGGGGCGGCGGACGGCGGCGGGGGCCGGUGGGGGACAUGGGGAUGAUGGGGGGAGGGUACAAGAGGUACGUGUACAGGGUGCUGAAGCAGGUGCACCCGGACAUGGGCGCGUCCGGGCGGGCCAUGGAGGUGCUGGACAUGAUGAUGGGGGACAUGUUCGAGCGCCUGGCGGACGAGGCGGCGCGCCUCGCCAAGGUCGCCGGACGCGCCACGCUCUCCUCACGCGAGGUGCAGAACGCCGUCAGGCUCGUCUUGCCCGGGGAGCUCGCCAAGCACGCCAUCUCCGAGGGCACCAAGGCUGUUACCAGCUACAUGUCCCUCGCUUAGCUUGACCGCCCGGCCUGGCCGCCUAGCAAUGGGAUUAGCUCGAUUGUUAGUGUAGGAUCCAGUAGGCUCUAGCAUCAGUGUACUAGCUAGCUUUUAGUUACUUGCAGUAGUACUACCUUGGAUUUGGAUUAGCUAGUCAGUGUCGGUUGUUGACGUGCUAGUUUGAUCUGCGUGUUUGUUUUUUGUGGUUGUUCGUAGGAGUAGGAUCCAUAUAUAGCCUCCUGGUCGACUGUUGUAGGAGGUCCAUGGCAAUUAUCAGCAUCUCAGAAGUGCCGAUGUUCUAUUAACAUUUCGAGGCUAGAAUUUGAAAUGAUAUGGUGUGUGUGUCGAUCGA
Brachypodium distachyon (stiff brome) is the source of this 1495-nucleotide messenger RNA. Its product is annotated as histone H2B.2. Gene Ontology annotation, biological process: nucleosome assembly. Bases 280 to 1161 code for a protein of 293 amino acids. NCBI's taxonomy places the organism in Eukaryota, Viridiplantae, Streptophyta, Magnoliopsida, Poales, Poaceae. Gene Ontology annotation, cellular component: nucleosome. The record is from RefSeq and is a predicted model, not a curated record. Gene Ontology annotation, molecular function: DNA binding; structural constituent of chromatin; protein heterodimerization activity. The transcript has a single exon.